Messenger RNA from Lentinula edodes (shiitake mushroom), 795 nucleotides. RefSeq names its product Der1-like family-domain-containing protein. Gene Ontology annotation, cellular component: endoplasmic reticulum membrane; Hrd1p ubiquitin ligase ERAD-L complex. Gene Ontology annotation, molecular function: ubiquitin-specific protease binding; misfolded protein binding. The transcript has 5 exons. Gene Ontology annotation, biological process: endoplasmic reticulum unfolded protein response. Lineage: Eukaryota; Fungi; Basidiomycota; Agaricomycetes; Agaricales; Omphalotaceae. The record is from RefSeq and is a predicted model, not a curated record. The coding region runs from base 1 to 795 and encodes 264 amino acids.
AUGGACGGCUUUGUUGCAGAACUCAAGAAAAUACCACCUGUUACGCGGUUCUUGUGUAUCUCCCUUAUAUCGGUCACUGGGCCGGUGCUCAUGCAGUUGGUGAGCCCGUACAAGGUGCUAUACCAUCAGUCAUUCGUCUUUGGUGAAAGAGGAUUCGAGGUGUGGAGGUUAUGGUCGAGCUUCUUUUUAGGGAGUGGAGGAUUGGGCUUCAUAUUCGAGAUGAUCAUGUUGUAUCGAACAGGAAACGAACUCGAAUCCGGGCCUUACCUCCGAAAAUCAUCCGACCUCGCAUUUCAGCUCGUCGUCGCUUGUGGUGCAAUCAUCGUAACCUCCAUUCCCCUCUCCUCCACCGUCUUCUUCCGGCCCCUCCUUCUCUCUCUCGUCUACCUUUCAUCUCAACUCGCACCUCCCGGCGCCCAAACAUCCUUGUACGGCCUCAUCUCAAUCCCAGUCAAAUACUUCCCCUUCGCUCUUCUGGGUAUGGACUUACUCAAUGGCGGACCGAGGGCUGCGGCGCUUGCGCUUCCGGGUGCAGUCAUUGGGCAUUUAUGGUGGUGGGGUAUAUUCGGCAGUGGGGCAGGCGGUAGAGGAGGGCCGUUGGCAGAAUACGGUCGAGCGCCGAGGUGGUUGGCGAGGUGGUUCGGUGAGUCGGGUGGGUCUGGUGCGAAUGCCGAGUCCAUCAGAGCUACGGGAAGUGGAGUUCAUGUCGUUCCUCCAAGAGCCAGAGCCGAAGACAACGCUCAAACGACUCAUGGAUAUCGAUGGGGAUCUGGACAACGGUUAGGACGCGAUUGA